AUGCCUGCCGCCCUCUCGAUGGUGCCCGCCUGCGACGCGGAGGAGCCGCUCCUGGCGGAGUCGUCGGACCGCUUCUCCAUGUUCCCCAUCCGGUUCCCGCAGAUCUGGGAGUUCUACAAGAAGGCGGUGGCCUCCUUCUGGACCGCCGAGGAGGUGGACCUCUCCUCCGACGCGCGCCACUGGGACACGACGCUCUCCAACGACGAGCGCCACUUCAUCUCCCACGUGCUCGCCUUCUCCAACGAGCUCAUCUCCCGCGACGAGGGCCUGCACUGCGACUUCGCCUGCCUCCUCUACGACAUCCUCCGCGGCAAGCUGGACGAGUCCCGCGUCUUCGAGAUCGUGUCCGAGGCCGUGGACAUCGAGAGGGAGUUCGUCUGCGACGCGCUCCCCUGCGCGCUCGUCGGCAUGAACGGCGACCUCAUGAGCCAGUACAUCGAGUUCGUCGCCGACCGCCUGCUCAUGGCGCUGGGCUGCAAGAAGCUGUACAACGCCACCAACCCGUUCGACUGGAUGGAGCUCAUUUCGCUGCAGGGCAAGACCAACUUCUUCGAGAAGCGCGUCGGCGAGUACCAGAAGGCGUCCGUCAUGUCCAACCUCAACGGCGGCGCCGCGACCCAGCACGUCUUCAGCAUCGACGAGGACUUCUGA
This is a messenger RNA of Triticum turgidum subsp. durum (durum wheat), 651 nucleotides long. The record is from the annotation of a GenBank genome assembly. Lineage: Eukaryota; Viridiplantae; Streptophyta; Magnoliopsida; Poales; Poaceae.